AGGGUGCUGUUGAUGACAAAGGUGUGCAAGGCGAACAAAGCCUGUAGAGAGGCAUUCAAGGCGCAUGUCCUUCCUCCUGACUUUGAUCGUAAUGCAUCCACUAGUGAUCGUUCAACCGCUCUGGAAAGUCAUGCAGAUAUAUUGGGACGAAGCAUCCGGCUUAUGGCCUGCAUGCAUCAUUCCACUUUGAAAGAGGCCAUCGGCGAGCUGCUCUUUCUCGCGUGCAACUCUAAUGCUCAAGAGCUCAGUGCCCUAAUUGGCUACGGCAAUGCCGCCGGCUUCAACCUCUACAACCACAAUAUGCUCGCUGCCCCUCCCACGACCUCUUCCUCACAACCAUCCUCAUCUUCUGGUCCUGCAACAAACCCAAUCACAGGGACGCUGCAGACGGAGAGGGAGAAUCCUGCAGAGGAGAUGACGCAAGAGGAGAAGGAGCGGGAGGUGGAGAAGCUCACGGUACAGCAGAAAUCAUCGUCAUUUUAGUCAAAUCCAGUCAUUUAUUUCCAUGAAAGAGUCGUGAGAUGGCUUAUCCCAUACGACGUCGAGGGUAUUGAC
This is a messenger RNA of Laetiporus sulphureus 93-53, 555 nucleotides long. RefSeq lists its product as uncharacterized. Lineage: Eukaryota; Fungi; Basidiomycota; Agaricomycetes; Polyporales; Laetiporaceae. The record is from RefSeq and is a predicted model, not a curated record. The transcript is spliced from 3 exons. The coding region runs from base 13 to 483 and encodes 156 amino acids. Gene Ontology annotation, cellular component: cytoplasm. Gene Ontology annotation, molecular function: G-protein alpha-subunit binding; guanyl-nucleotide exchange factor activity. Gene Ontology annotation, biological process: G protein-coupled receptor signaling pathway.